AUGGGUUUAAGUUCAGAAAGUCAUAAGUUAUUGGCUUUCAUCUUAAAAGAGCAAAAAGUUAAAUCUAUUUCUUAUCAAGUUGUUAAUAAUCUAAAUGAUAAUAAACCAGUUGAUAAGGUUGUUAGUCAGUUUGAAGAUAUUUUGUUUAGUGAAUUUGAUUCUGAAUUUGAUCAGAAAAUUAAAGAUAAAACAAUUGCUUUAGAAGAACUUUUGAAAAAAGAAGAAGAAAUAAUUAAAGAAAUUGAGAGAUUAAGAAAAAAAUAUAAUACUGAAAUUGUUAAAAAACAGACUGAUUUAAGAAAUAAAAUUGUUAAUGUUUUAGUUUCUAAGUUGAAAGAUAAUCUUCAAGAUACUGGAAGUGGUGAUCGAAAAAUUUUGGAUAAUAUGAUUAAAAGUAAUAAAGAAUAUGCAAAUCGAAGUUACAGAUCUAAUAUAUCAAAGACAACUAAGCAUUAUGGAUCAGUUAUCAAAACUGGUUAUAAUAGAAAUGGUAAACCUUAUACUCAUUCUAUUUAUUUGACUAAUGAUUUACCUGACAAAACUAUGUUUAAAAAAAUGUUUGGUCAAAUUGUAGAUUGGAAAAAAAGUGAAUUUAAAAGUGGUGGUAAUAAUAAUUCAAUAGAUUAUUUUGAUGAUUCAGAAGGAAUUUAUAAUAAUAAUGAAGCCAUUGAUUUUAGUGAAUAUAAUACAGUAUUAAGCAGUGAUGCAGUUAGUCUGAAAAAAAUUUGUGAAAAGGAAAUAACUGUUUAUGAGAAAAAAUUAAGUAGUGAAACAUUAUCAAUGUUUCAUCGCUUUAUACUUAGAAAUAAUGAAUAUAAAUUAGUUGAAAAAGAGUUAGACAGAGUUGCUAAUAAAGUAGCAUUAGCUACUAUGAAAUCUCUUGCAAGUUUCAGAGAUAAUGUAAGAGCAUUGGAGAUUGAUAAUUUAAAAACUGAUGUUACUUUUGAUCCUGCUGCUGAAUUAGCCAAAUUAGAUGCUGCUGAAACUAAUAAUCAAAAUGAUGGUAAAUACUUUAAUGAGGAAGUUGUAAAAAAUUAUUUGCAAAGUAUAAAAGAUUCUUUGGAAUUAGUAGAAGAGAGAAUUCUGCUUAUAGAACUAAAAGGAGCUUUAGAAGUCAAAACUAAUAUGUUUAAAUUGGCAGGCAGAGUUAAUAAACCAGGAGCUAAAAUCAAAACCUCUGAGUUAAUUAAAUACUGCAAAGAAGUCUUGGCUAAAAAAUCUAAACUAAUAGAAGAUGAUACUUAUGAUCUUUCCAAUCUAAGGGAUAAAGAUCCAGAUAGUAAUCUCAAAAAACAAAUUCUGAAAGAGAUAGAAGAUUAUAAAGAAAAUCAAAAAGGAUUAGUUAGGUUAGAUCUCUCAGUUUAUGAAGAUGGUAAAGAAUUUACUGAAGAAGAAAUCAUUAAAUACUAUGCUAAAAAGUUAGGAGGACAAAAUUAUGCCAAGAAGCAUUAUGAAAAGCCUUUUGAAGAUAAUCAACAAGAAGGUUUCUGA
This is a messenger RNA of Funneliformis caledonium, 1491 nucleotides long. NCBI's taxonomy places the organism in Eukaryota, Fungi, Glomeromycota, Glomeromycetes, Glomerales, Glomeraceae. The record is from the annotation of a GenBank genome assembly.